Molecule: messenger RNA, 2532 nt
Organism: Hibiscus syriacus
Lineage: Eukaryota; Viridiplantae; Streptophyta; Magnoliopsida; Malvales; Malvaceae
Product: phosphate transporter PHO1 homolog 3-like
Exons: 10
Coding region: 1-2532 (843 amino acids)
Biological process (GO): cellular response to phosphate starvation; phosphate ion transport
Cellular component (GO): Golgi apparatus; plasma membrane; cytoplasm
Molecular function (GO): inositol hexakisphosphate binding
Source: RefSeq, a predicted model, not a curated record
AUGAAGUUUGGGAAGGAAUUUGCAGCUCAAAUGGUGCCGGAAUGGAAAACGGCAUACAUGGAUUAUGAUUAUCUUAAGUCCCUUUUAAAAGAAAUUCAAGCUUUCAAACAGAGAAUCAAACAGCAACAACAACAACCAAUCCCACAUGGAAUGAUACGAAGCUUGUCGAUGUACAGAGCUUUCAGUGGGCUUUUACAUAGGCAACAAUCCGUUGGCUCAACGUCGACGUCGUUGGACGUCGAAGAUCAUUCCAUUUUGGUGAAUUUCGUCAACCGGAACGGCUUCGAGAAGUACGAGACGACGUUCUAUAUGCAAGGAGAGAAAGGUGGAGAGUACGAACUGGUGUACUUCAGAAGACUGGACGAUGAGUUCAAUAAGGUGGUUAAGUUUUACAAGUCCAAAGUGGCUGAGGUGAAGCAGGAGGCUGAGACCUUAAACAAGCAAAUGGAUGCUUUUAUUGCCUUUAGAAUCAAAGUGGAGAAUCCUCUAGGAUGGUCGUGGCAGGACCGGUCUGAUGACAUGACUCGUCUAGCCUCCGCCAUCACCGCGUCGGCCACCGCGCUGACCGCUUCGACUCCCGCUGGUUCUAGAGCGAGUGGCAGAAGAUCAGUUGAGCACAUGGAGAUCAUCGAAGAAGGACCGAUCGUGAACAACGAUUCAGAUGAAGAAAAGAAAGAUAAUGUAAAGCCAGAUAUUGAAGCGCAAGCCAUUGAAAAGCCGGUUAAUGGGUUCAAGCAACAUAAACAUGCUCCAUUACAGAUACUGGACCGUGUUAAAAUGAAUAACACACUUGAGACGCCUCGAUCAACCAUUAAAGUGAUCCUAAACGCCCCUAAACAGUCUGAUUUGAAGUUUAAUAUGGAAAAUCUCAAGAGUAUUGAGAACAAACUUAAGCGAGCUUUAGUUGAAUUCUACCGGAAACUUCUCCUCCUCAAAAGUUACAGCUUCUUAAAUACAUUGGCUUUCUCAAAAAUCAUGAAGAAAUAUGACAAGAUCAGUUCAAGGAAUGCUUCAAAAUCAUACAUGAACAUGGUGGAUAGUUCUUAUCUAGGUAGUUCCGAAGAGGUUACAAAACUUAUGGAAAGAGUCGAGGUUACAGUCAUCAAACAUUUUGCAAACUCAAACCGCAGAAAAGGAAUGAAUAUUUUAAGACCCAAAACUAGGAAACAAAGACAUACAACAACAUUUUAUACAGGUUUCUUUGCUGGAUGCGCAUUUGCUCUGAUAUUAGCGCUUAUUUUGAUCAUUCGUGCUCGGCAUUUCAGCAAUCACGACGGUACGAACAAGUACAUGGAAACCAUGUUUCCUCUUUACAGUUUAUUUGGAUUCAUUGUUCUGCAUACGGUUAUGUAUGCUGGGAGUGUGUACUUUUGGAGACGGUAUCGAGUUAAUUACGCCUUCAUAUUUGGUUUCAAGCAAGGAACGGAGCUUGGGUACAGGGAAGUGCUGCUUGUAAGUUUUGGCCUUGCAGCAAUGGCACUUGCUAGUGUGCUUUCUAAUCUUCAUAUGGAGAUGGAUCCCGAAACUAAAGAUUAUAAAGCUUUCACCGAAAUCGUCCCUUUGAUCGUGGUGCUGGUGAUAUUUGUCAUACUGUUCCUGCCAUUUAACAUCCUGUAUCGAUCGAGUCGCUUCUUCUUCCUCACUUGUUUGUUUCACUGUAUCUUAGCCCCUCUUUACAAGGUCAGGCUUCCAGAUUUCUUCCUGGCAGACCAGUUAACUAGCCAGGUUCAAGCAUUUAGAAGCCUUGAGUUCUACAUUUGCUACUAUGGUUGGGGAGAUUUCAGACACAGAGAAAACAGUUGUAAAAGCAACGACGUUUUCACCACUUUCAGCUUCAUCGUCUCCGUUAUUCCUUUCUGGUCUCGUCUUUUUCAGUGCUUGCGUCGUUUCUUCGAAGAGAAAGACACUCCUCAAGUUUACAACGCGGUGAAAUAUUUCCUCACCAUUGUAGCCCUUUGUUUGAGAACUGCUUACAGUCUUAACAACAAUAAGUUAAAUUGGAAAAUUUUGGCUCUCGUUUUCUCGGUGACAGCCGCCAUUGUCGGUACUUAUUGGGACCUUAUCUACGACUGGGGACUUCUUCAACGCCAAUCCAGAAACCGAUGGUUGAGAGAUAAACUCCUUAUACCACGAAAAAGUGUCUACUUUGGUGCCAUGGUCCUGAAUGUUGUGCUGAGAUUUGCAUGGCUGCAAACAGUGUUCAGUUUCAAGUUAUCUGGUUUGCAUACACAAAAUAUGAUCACCAUUGUCGCAAGCCUGGAGAUAAUCCGGCGAGGGGUGUGGAAUUUCUUCAGGUUAGAAAACGAGCAUUUGAAUAACGUCGGAAAGUAUCGGGCAUUCAAGUCGGUGCCGUUGCCUUUCAACUAUGAGGAAGAUGAUGAAGAAGAGCGUGGUCCAGUUGGUAAAGCAAUGACUAUUGGGAUUAUUAGUUGGUCUCAUGUCCUAGGUUCGAACCGCGUUGACUGGGAAUACUGGAAAAAAGCGGGGGACAGAAUAAUAGGUUCUUUGAGUCCUCCGGAGGUUGCCUUGUAG